This is a messenger RNA of Ustilago hordei, 723 nucleotides long. RefSeq lists its product as uncharacterized. The record is from RefSeq and is a predicted model, not a curated record. The transcript has a single exon. Bases 1 to 723 code for a protein of 240 amino acids. Lineage: Eukaryota; Fungi; Basidiomycota; Ustilaginomycetes; Ustilaginales; Ustilaginaceae.
AUGAAGACCGUCCUCGCUUUCAGCACCCUAGUGUGCGCCGCACUCACGACCUCGGCCAUUGCCUUUCCUACACCUUCCGAGCCGCUCUUUGUCUCUCGCAUGGUCAAACGACAGCUUCUUCCUCCCAAUCCUGUUUCGACCUGUGGAGACUACGCCCUCGAGGAGCCCCAGAAGCUUGAGGUACGAUCCUACAACGACUCCACCACUGCCUACUUCUCCGUCGCUUCCAACGAUGCAGGACCUUCCAUUCUCACUGCCAUCAACCCCGCUAGCGGCUCCCAAGACGCAUACGACUUUGACUUCCAAACAUGCAACUAUCAGGGCUUCACUCAGGGCUACUCGCGCAACAGCGGUGGAAGUAUGGGUGCUCCACUCGAGUUCUGGGGUCGCGUUGUUACCAAUGUCACCAAAACCACCAGCGAAGCUUCCGAACGAAAAUGCCUCUCCGCCCAGCUCAACGAGGCUUCCGAGACCGCAAGAGUCAUGUCCGGCACUUUCCAUCUCGAGAACUGUAACGAAGCAGACUCGAAACAGUGGUUCCGUUUGCAAGAAGGUAUUGGCGGUGCAACAGUCAGCUACUUCCCCAUCAAGAACGAGACAGGAUUUAAGUACAACGGUGAGACUCCCGAAUACUUCCAGGUUGAUCUGCAUCCUGACGGCGAUCAGGUCAAUGCAGUCGAGUUCACCAGCCAAAAUUCCUUCCAGUACGUUCGAUUCCAGUAA